Molecule: messenger RNA, 1103 nt
Organism: Branchiostoma floridae (Florida lancelet)
Lineage: Eukaryota; Metazoa; Chordata; Leptocardii; Amphioxiformes; Branchiostomatidae
Exons: 5
Coding region: 9-1103 (364 amino acids)
Source: RefSeq, a predicted model, not a curated record
CAUUCACCAUGUACAGAAGACUACAAGAGAUCCGUCAGUCCCAUGAGUUGUACCGUGUCCCCAACCCUCCCUCCAACCCCAAGCCAGCCAACCAGGCGCCACAGGAUGUCGAGCGCCAGACCCGUAAGGGCCGCAGAAACCUCCGCAAGGCCCCCCAGGUCCUCGGCAAGGCCCCCCAGGUCCUCGGUGUGGACAUGAACGAGGUGAUGGACUCCUGUGAAGAAGCCGAUCGUCACCUGAAGGCUGGGCACAGACCUGAGUACAUUCCAGCCAGAGGAUUCUCAGACAACAUGCCAAACAGAUACAUGAGAUCAUCCCCCACAGAAGAGGAGCUGGAUAGAACCUUAGACGAUCACGCGGAGAGACUGUACCACCACAAACUGCAGACCCAGAUGUUUGGGGAGGACCUCAGCACCUCAAAGAUGCCGACUAAGAAGCGAGGUAAGAAAGUCCGCGCACAGGAAAAGCUCCACCAACUCGAGCAGGAGCGCCACAACGCCGUGCCCUUCAGCCACGAACACCAGCUGUUCCGAUCGGUCUGCACCACGGCCAUGUUUGGCGAGGACCUGUCCGAUAAGUCGACCCGUAGAGCGCCCGCACAGCCCGGCCUGGUUGGAGGACGGAACCACCGCACCCACGACAUGCAGGGGGCAGAGAAGGCGCGGUACCAGGUGAAACCUGAGCCUGAUGAUCACGAUGAGGCCGUCUACAUCACCAUGGCAGAUCUGGACUUCCGCGCAAACAGACUGAAGCUAGCAGCCGACUUGGAUCUCUCCUCUGACAGGACUGCCAUCAAGCUGCCGUCCCUGGCUCCACAGCGCCACCGUCUGGCUGGAAAGAGAACUGCAGCAGCCGCCACCAUCUCUGGCCACCACUCGCGGAUGGACACAAAGCCACACAUCGCUGCAACGUCCGACAACGCAGCCCCAAGUAACAUGCCUGGCCACUACUUGGUGAGUUUCAACCCGUUGACUGAUUUCUUGAGACUUACAGUCAACACUGUUGACACUAGUUUUCAGUGCAAAAGACUGGUGCUGAAUGUCACACCAGCAAGACGGGUGUCCGUCACCUACAAGAUCACCGGCAAGGAGGCUCAAGAGUAG